Messenger RNA from Felis catus (domestic cat), 567 nucleotides. Its product is annotated as alpha-S2-casein-like. NCBI's taxonomy places the organism in Eukaryota, Metazoa, Chordata, Mammalia, Carnivora, Felidae. The coding region runs from base 1 to 567 and encodes 188 amino acids. Gene Ontology annotation, molecular function: zymogen binding; protein homodimerization activity. Gene Ontology annotation, cellular component: extracellular region. The transcript has 10 exons. The record is from RefSeq and is a predicted model, not a curated record.
AUGUCCGGUGCAGAGGCAGUGGACUGGGAAGUUAGUGAGAAGAAGCUGCACAUAUGUCGUCUUUCAAGAGGCUGCGGGGUCAGUCCCCGAGUAACCAUGAAUUUCCUCCUCUUUACCUGCCUUUUGGCUGUGGCUCUGGCAAAGCAUGAGCUAAAGCAGCUCUCCUCCAGCGAGGAAUCUGCCAUCCUCUCUGAAGAAAAAUAUAGGCAGGACAAUAAUGUGGUCAUCCAAACCAAUCAGGAAUCUGCCACCAGUUCAUCUAGUCAGGAAACUGGUGAUGUCCCUACUGACACAAUUGAGCUGACUGAGGAAGAAAAGGUCUACCUCAAUCAACUGAGCAAAAUCAACCAGUUUUAUCAGGCAUGGAAUCUUCCCCAGUAUCUUGAGGCUUAUCAUCAACAGCACAGUGUUAGGAACCCAUGGAAUCACAUUAAGACAAAUGGCUAUCAUCUAUUUCCCCUUCUGGAAAAAGAGUACCUGUCCUCCAGUGAGGUGAGGGGCUUUCCUGUGAGGACAGAAACAUGGCAUCCAGAAACAGAGAUUAAGGUCUGUACAAGACAGUCUUGA